AUGAUUUAUAAUAGAAAAGAGAAAUAACAUAGAUAUAGAAAAUUUGUGAUUGAAGAGUUUAUAAAUACAGAAAGAAAUUAUGUACAUGACUUAAAAAUUCUAAUUGUUGUCUAAAGUUAAGUUAAGCAAUGGUUAAAUAAGCAAUAAAUUGAAAUAAUAUUUAAUAAUCUCCAAUAAUUGUAUGAAUUAAAUAGCCCUUUUCUUUAAGAUUUAGAAGGAUUUCUUCCAUAUAAAAGAUUUAAAUUAUUAGGACCUAUGAUCAAAGGAUUAGCUCCUUUUUUUAAAGUUUAUUUCACAUAUUAUGAAGGAUUUAAUAAAUCUUUGACAACCCUUAAAUAAUGUAUAAACGAUAAAGAAGAUUUUAGAAAAUUCCUUAAAAAUAUGACUGAAUUAAAGGAAUAUAAUUAUUAAGAUAUUGAAAGCUAUUUGAUUAAACCAGUCUAAAGAAUUCCAAAAUACAAUUUAUUAUUAGAAGACCUAAUAAAACAUACUGAAAAUACACAUCCAGAUUAUUAAAAUUUACGUGAUUGUUUGUAACUAUUUAAAAAAAUUAAUGAUGAUAAUAACAAAAAUUUGGAUUAAUUUCUAUCAAGUAAGUUGUUUGACAUGGAGAAAUGGUUUGGAAAUAAGCUUAAUUAGAAAUUAGUAAAUUCUAAAAGGAAAUACAUCACAGAACUUUUAACAACUAUUUUAGAUUAAAAUAAUAGAGUUAUUAAUGUUACAGCUUUUAUUUUAAGUGAUUUAAUUAUUAUUGGAGAAAGAUAUGAUAAUUAAUAUCAAUAUGUUUAGAGUGUGUUUUUGGAUGAAAGAAGUGGAUGCUUAGAUGUACAAAAUCAAUAACAUCUAUAAAAUAUUUAUAUUCUUUAAGGAAUGAAUGGUUAAUCAAUUACAUUUAUAGAAGAGACACCAAAUGAUAAAAUUGAAAAAAUGGCUAAAUUACAAAAGAUUAUUUAAGAGUGUAAAGAAAAAUCUAAAUACACAUUUUAAAGGCAAGCAUCUCGUCAAGGAUCUGAGAUAAAAGUAUAAUUAAAUAAGAUUAAAGUAACUGCUUUAGGUCUUGAUGAAAGACAUGAAAAUUUAAGUAGUUAUAAAGUAUAUAUAAUUGAAGUUGGAAUUGAUGAAGUUUUUUAGAAACUAUUUUUAAGAUUUAGUUAAUGUAUUAAGAUCUAAGAUUAUAUUAAAAAGAAAUAUCCAACAAUCUAAUUACAUUUCUUAAAAUAAAGUACAACAUUAAGUUUAUUGAAUGAUUAAAAAGAAAUUGAAUCAAGAAUGAUAUCAAUACCUCUGUUUGUUUAAUCAGUUCUAAUGUCAGAAAUAACAAGACAAGAUUCAUAAAUUUUGAAAGACUUAGGUUUACCUGAGAAUUUCUAUGAUUUACCUUCUGAAGCUGAUAAAUUUAGAACUUAAAGAAAUGUUGCUCAAAGAGGACCUGAUAGAUUCAGUUAUGUUUCUCCAACUAGAACAUUAAUAAAAACUGUUGACUAUGGAAAUGAUUAACAAUCUAUUUAGAGUAAUUAAUGUAAUCGAAGAUUAUUAAGUGCAUCAUCUAUGAUAAGCAGAAACAUUACAUUAGUAGAGGAAAAGAAAAAGAAAAAAGAGAAGGAUGCAAUAUAAAUAAUAGUAAAUCAUUCUAUACCUAAAGAGAAACCAUGGGAGUUCAAUAUACAGAAUAAUACUAAAGUUUUGCAUGUAUUAGAUCAGAUUUAGAAGAUUAUGGAAUUGUAAUAAAUUUACGACUUUAAAUUAUACAUAUUUGAUAAUAAAUCUAGAGUUAAGAUAUUACAAAAUGAUGAAAAUAUAUGUGAUUUGUUUGGAGAUAGUUUUAUUUUUGCUAAAAAAAAAAAAGAACUUUGGUUCAAAAAGUUUUUAUAUUAGGAUUAAGAAUAUGAGAAAACCUUACUCUAUGCUGAUAAUGCUAGGAUGAAACUCUUGUAUUACUAAUUAGUAAAAGAUAUUUAGAUUUCAACAUUCCCAUUUUCAACUUAAAAUUAAUAUAUCAAAUUAGCCGCCAUACAUUUAUAUUUAUAGAAUUGCAGUCUCUCAUAUGAUAUCAUUCAAUAAAUCAUUCCAUCUGCUAUUUUAUAGCUAAAACAAAGAGAGUAUUGGAAUUGUGUUGUAGCCCAAGAAUUUAAAGACUUUAAAGCUAGUAUAGACAAUACAUAAUCUACAAUGGUUGAAAUCAAUGAACCUGAGGAUAUAGUUAAAGUUAAAUCAAAAGGUAUAUUUUCAUCUUUUGUUUAAUCUACAUAAACACAAUUCUCCUAAAUUGAAAAUAUUAAUAUUGAUUCAACUAAAGCAAUGAUUCAAUUUAUUACAGAAUGCUUGAGAAAUGAUUUCUGCAUUUAAUAAUUGUUUCAAGUAGUGUGCAAAGAGGCAUUGUCAUAAUUUGGGGAAUAGAACUUAGUUUUGGGAGUUAGUUAUAAUGGAAUUAGACUUUAUAGUAGUUCUAAAGAUAGAAUAUGGGAGAAAAUUGAAGAACCCUAAUCAUUUAAUGUAUUUCCAGGGUCCAUAGAAAUUGGAUUUAAGGGAAGAAAGCUGAAGUUUGAAACCACAUAAGGAUUUUAAAUAUAAUCUUUAUUUGAUGAAUAUUAAGCUAUCAAAUCAUCGAAUUAAGAAUGA
Paramecium primaurelia is the source of this 2619-nucleotide messenger RNA. NCBI's taxonomy places the organism in Eukaryota, Ciliophora, Oligohymenophorea, Peniculida, Parameciidae. The record is from the annotation of a GenBank genome assembly.